CCCGCUGAUUCUGAUGACGUACACCACAGUCCAGCAAGUUGACAGAUCAACUACGCGUUUACUCAAUGCAAAUAACACCAAAAUAACCACGUUUUCACGUGUUAGUUGAUAUUUGUAUUUGUGUUAGACAUGAACUGAAUGUAGAAUAUUUGAACUGGAAGUAUUCUAUAGAUGUUAGGCCGUGGUUUCCUGAUCAAAAUGUCGUUUCUUAUGGAUUCAGUGAUCAUGUUCACUUUACAGGUGCUGUUCUUUGGCUUUGGGUGGCUGUUCUUCGUGCGGCAGCUGUUCAAAGACUAUGAGGUACGGCAGUAUGUGGUCCAGGUGGUGUUCUCCAUCACCUUUGCCUUCUCCUGCACCAUGUUUGAGCUUAUCAUCUUUGAGAUACUGGGUGCCCUAGAAACUAGUUCCAGGUAUUUCCACUGGAAGUUCAACCUGUAUGUGAUUCUACUGGUUCUAAUUUUCGUGGUGCCAUUUUACAUCGGCUACUUUGUCGUCAGCAACAUCCGCCUGUUGCAGAGACAGAAGUUGCUCUUUGCCUGUGUCGUCUGGUUUACCUUCAUGUAUUUCUUCUGGAAGUUGGGGGACCCUUUCCCCAUUCUCAGUCCCAAACACGGUAUCCUGUCCAUUGAGCAGCUGAUCAGUCUAGUUGGGGUCAUAGGGGUCACUCUGAUGGCUCUACUAUCUGGCUUUGGUGCUGUCAACUGCCCUUACACCUACAUGUCCUACUUCCUACGGAAUGAGCGGAUUGAAUACUCCAAGACAUUCCAGGGGAAAUACUUCAACUUCCUGGGUUAUUUCUUCUCUAUCUACUGUGUGUGGAAAAUCUUUAUGGCCACCAUUAACAUUGUAUUUGACCGUGUUGGGAAGACUGAUCCAGUGACAAGAGGAAUUGAGAUCACUGUUAACUACCUAGGCAUUCAGUUUGAUGUAAAGUUCUGGUCUCAGCACAUCUCCUUCAUCCUGGUGGGCAUCAUCAUCGUCACCUCUAUUAGAGGCCUUCUCAUCACACUCACCAAGUUCUUCUAUGCCAUCUCCAGCAGCAAGUCCUCCAAUGUUAUAGUGCUGGUCCUAGCUCAGAUCAUGGGGAUGUACAUUGUCUCGUCCGUUCUCCUCAUGAGGAUGAGCAUGCCUCGGGAGUAUCGCUCUAUCGUGACCGAGGUGCUGGGCGAGCUGCAGUUCAACUUCUACCACCGAUGGUUCGACGUCAUCUUCCUCGUCAGUGCCCUCUCCAGCAUCCUUUUCCUCUACCUCGCCCACAAACAGGCACCCGAGAAGCACGUGACCCCCUGACCCCACUUUGAACUUGACCCUUUACCUGGAUGCUCAGGGGGUGUCCACAACUGAACUUUGAGUCUGUGGGAUUUAGAUGUUAUUUUUUUAUAUUUUUUUUCUCUGGUCCGUCUGUGUGGUGGAGAGAAGAAGAGGUUUGGCCUGUGUUUCCUGAAUCAGGAAGGGUCGAUGCGUCGCCAUGUGGACCAUUGGUGUCGGGGGGGAAUCAAUGGAGGGGAAUAGGAGCCAUGGAAGACUGGAAGGCUGGACUAAUGUUGGGUUUGAACGUUGGGGGGUAAUGACUAAAACAAUGUAGCUAACGAUAGGAAUGUGCCAUUGUGCUGUUGGCCCGUUGGACAGAGGUUCUGUCUAGCCUUAAAUUAAUCUGACCACAGGAGAACUACAUAGUAUACAGCACAGACCAGCUUCACUGCAACACUAGCUUUGUUGUAUGAAGGGGUUGUAAAGACCAUCAAUACCUGAAGUUUACACUCUAUUUUUGACAAACAGAAUAAUCAGAAUUAUAGAAGAAAUGUGUCCCCCAAUGUCCAUGAUGCUAUUGGCUAGCAUAUUUCAUGGUGCCCAGUCUGUACAUGUCAUGUACCUGGGGUUGUUUGUUGGUGAAUGUGUGUGAAUAUCUACUGUAGUCUACUGUGCUUUCACACAGGUGGGAAGGCUUCAGAAUAAACCAAUUUAUGUGGCUAAUAAUUGGUUAGUUAUUAGUUACUAGGUUCCCUUUAUUUUAAGUACUGCAAUGCCACUAUAAAUAUAACAGUUAAGCAGAAAAUAACUGAAUAAUGACUUACAGACACAGAUCUGGGACUGGAUACUUUAUCUUUGUGAGAGCAGUAUUUGACAUCUGAGCAGAAAGACACAAUGGCUCUUUGGAUACGCUAAAAUAAAACAGAUUUACUUAAUAAAUGACAAUAAUUUAAAUGCUAUCUAAAAGACAGCUUUAUGAUUAAGAUGUAGCCUAUGUCACUAUAUGGUUUUUGUUAUAGUAUUACACAUUGAACUGGUAUUACUAGUGUUCUCGGUCUACAUUGAACUGGUAUUACUAGUGUUCUCGUCUAUAUUGAACUGGUAUUACUAGUGUUCUCGGUCUAUAUUGAACUGGUAUUACUAGUGUUCUCGGUCUAUAUUGAACUGGUAUUACUAGUGUUCUCUGUCUACAUUGCAGGUGCUUGUAAUAAGAUCAUAUGAAUCCAUAAGCUUGUUUGGUAUCAGUGGCAUCUAACUGAUCAAUGCAAUUAUACAUCAAUAAACACAUAGCUAUUUAUUACUAUUUUAAA
Molecule: messenger RNA, 2561 nt
Organism: Coregonus clupeaformis (lake whitefish)
Lineage: Eukaryota; Metazoa; Chordata; Actinopteri; Salmoniformes; Salmonidae
Gene: gphra
Product: Golgi pH regulator
Exons: 12
Coding region: 172-1290 (372 amino acids)
Biological process (GO): intracellular pH reduction
Cellular component (GO): Golgi cisterna membrane
Molecular function (GO): voltage-gated monoatomic anion channel activity
Source: RefSeq, a predicted model, not a curated record